GCUAGAUCCCCAAACCAAGACGAUCACGGAGAGAGAAUAGGAGGAGGCAGCGGAGGAGGAGGCUGCUGCGGGGACAGAGGGGAAGAUGCCUCAUGGCUCGCCCCAUCCUCGGCAUCACCAGUCGCGGGCACUAACGCAGCCAGCAUGCCGCGGUUCGGAGCCACAUGGACGGUCACCCUGCUGCUCGUAGUGGUGCUUGGAGGAACCUUUCUAUUUUGCGAGUAUCUUAUUUACUUCCCCACCAUCUUCCAGUGCUCGUGGCCCGUCGUGAGCCAUGGCCGCGGGGGAAACGACGUGGACGGUCCCCGAGGAGGAGGAGGAGGAGGUGGAGGAGGAGAUGCGUCCGAACCGGUGCGCGCCAUGGUGCUGUCCGAUACCCAUCUCCUAGGGGCCGUAGGCGGGCACUGGUUUGAUAAGCUCCGGAGAGAAUGGCAGAUGGAACGAGCUUUCCAAACCGCGUUGUGGCUCUUAAAACCAGAAAUUGUGUUCAUUCUUGGGGAUAUCUUCGACGAAGGCAAGUGGAGCUCGCAAAAGCACUGGGAGGACGAUGUGCGGCGUUUCCAUAGGAUGUUCAGACACUCCCCGGACACUGAGCUUGUGGUCCUGGUCGGAAAUCACGACAUCGGAUUUCACUACGAAAUGGACUGGUUCAAACUGCAGAGGUUUGAGAAAGUCUUCAACGCUUCAUCCACAAGAAUCGUCACCAAAAAGGGAGUCAACUUCCUCCUGGUGAACAGCGUGGCUCUUCACGGAGACGGCUGCCCCAUCUGUCAGUCUGUGGAGAAGGAGCUGCUCCGCCUGUCCAAAGACCUCAACUGUUCUCUGCAGAGUUCACAGACAGGAGGCAGCAGCAGUUCAACGGACAGCUGUGAUGGGGCUCAGAUGUACCCUCCCACUCCUCCAAUCAUGUUACAGCACUACCCGUUGUACAGAGUGAGUGAUGCUAGCUGCACAGGUCAGGAUGCUGCUCCGGCUGAAGAACGCCACCUGCUGUUCAGAGAGAAGUAUGACGUGCUGUCCAAGGAGGCAUCACAGAGGCUGCUGCAGUGGUUCCGGCCCCGCCUCAUUCUCAGUGGCCACACCCACAGCGGCUGCGAGGUGCUUCAUGAAAACAAAUACGUGGAGAUCAGCGUCCCAUCAUUCAGCUGGAGGAACAGGAACAACCCUAGCUUCAUCCUGGCCUCUGUGACGUCUCAGCACCACUCUCUGUCCAAGUGUUUUCUCCCAGAGGAAAGCACCGUGAUCGGGGUGUACUGUUCAGCUGGGGCCUGUCUGCUCCUCCUGCUCCUGCUGCACUGUCUCUGUCUGAAGGGUCUGCUCCAGUGUCUAAGUCUAUGUCUGUUGGGCAAACACAAGUCCCUCUGAACUACAAUACCCACAAGCCACCUGGAGGCUGGACUGCAAUACCCACAAGCCACCUGGACUUGUACCUACGACUAGCUAGGCCAGCCAGUAUCUUAUUGUAUACCUAACAGAGAAAUUCAGUCUGAUGUUGUUAAAAGUACAUAUGAUAAGUUAGACCACACAUUUCACUAAAACAUAGUUAACCUGAUUAUAUUGAUACUUUGCAGUGACGUCAUGCUGGGGGUGUUCCUUAUGUAUGUUUUUAGCAGAAUGUUCAGCCGAUACUAUGGUGAUACAAAGCUAACAUUAGCAAACACUGCCAAAAAAGUUUUAAGACUCAAAAAAUUGAUUUAAACAACACAUUUUCAGGAGCCUAUGAUCAAUGA
Periophthalmus magnuspinnatus is the source of this 1730-nucleotide messenger RNA. It is a transcript of the gene mppe1, whose product is annotated as metallophosphoesterase 1. Bases 145 to 1365 code for a protein of 406 amino acids. The record is from RefSeq and is a predicted model, not a curated record. Gene Ontology annotation, molecular function: phosphoric diester hydrolase activity. The transcript is spliced from 9 exons. Gene Ontology annotation, cellular component: endoplasmic reticulum-Golgi intermediate compartment. Gene Ontology annotation, biological process: endoplasmic reticulum to Golgi vesicle-mediated transport; GPI anchor biosynthetic process. Lineage: Eukaryota; Metazoa; Chordata; Actinopteri; Gobiiformes; Gobiidae.